Messenger RNA from Rhinocladiella mackenziei CBS 650.93, 1926 nucleotides. RefSeq lists its product as uncharacterized. The record is from RefSeq and is a predicted model, not a curated record. The transcript has a single exon. The coding region runs from base 1 to 1926 and encodes 641 amino acids. NCBI's taxonomy places the organism in Eukaryota, Fungi, Ascomycota, Eurotiomycetes, Chaetothyriales, Herpotrichiellaceae.
AUGGCAUACAUAUUUUCCGGAGUUUGGAAAGAGUACCUUCAAGGAACAACGAGACAUCACUUGACGAUAACUGACAGCGUUGCCUUUGUGAUCUUGACUUUUCUUGCUCUACUCAUCUCAUAUGCUAUCACCAGCAUCUGGUCUGCACAGUAUUUGUAUCUCCGGGAACUGUUGCCUCCACAGCCUGCCUCACUGAGAGAACUGAGAAACUCUGAUGAUUCCGGAUACGGUAGAGUCUUUUCAGACUUGAUUUUCGCCAUGUGGCAUGAGCGCCGUCGACAGCAACAUUGGUCAUCUCUGCUCCUGGUUUGGCUGAUCUCAACUCUAUUUCUACUUGCUUCGCCGGGGAUCCCGAUAAGAGCGGCACUUGGACUUACCUAUGAGACGGAAGAAGUGCCUAUUGUGAGGUCCUCGGGUUCAAUUUGCGAAUUUUUGACACCUUCAGAGAGAUCGGCAGCAACGUUGAGAAACGCAAACAUGACGCUGGCGGCAAGCGAAUAUUUCCAGGGGUGUUAUCUCGAACACAGUCCGGUUAGUUGCCAGUCCAACUUAGCACAAGACAGAUUGCCUUGGAAUAGCAGCGACGUUGAAUGUCCCUUUUCACCUGAAGCCUGUGCUAACUCAACCACUGCCGAAAUACCGACAAAUAUCAGACUGGAGACACCAUUUAUCUCGAUGGACGAACAAUGCAUUAAUUCUCGAUCAAAAUUGCGUCUGAAGAAAGCGAUGACAUGCACCGUUCUUGACUUUGAGCGAUUUCGGGCAUCUCCAAGGCCGGAGCUUCAAGAUGUGGCCUUCACCUUGAUCUUCGGCGCACAUGAAGUCUACGAAUAUGAUGUGCGCAAUCUGUCUGGUAUAUCACCCGGCUACAGGCUAUCUACAAUCCCGCAGAUGACAAGUGAACCACUUGACUUGAGGUUGAGGAUGCCGAAUGGCUUUGUGACAGUUAUCUUGCUCCAAGCUCCUGAUGUAUACUUCCCUCAGCCAGUGGAUGAUUUGAUGUUCUCUGCUCAUCAAGAAAACCUUUUCGCUGCAAGCGGGUUGAGAUGGUCUGCUGACAACCUCAUUAACGUCGCCGCGUGUGUGGAUGAAUUUAUCCUAUGCAACAAUGGAACGGGUGCUUGUGGACCGUGGGAAUCUCCGGAAGCGUUAGCCCCUAACCCUGGAGGCGCUAUUGACACAGAUGAAGAUGACAUUGCUUGGAGCAUUCUUCAAUAUGUCCUUUCCCUCACAAGUAUCCACUAUACCAUCAAUGGGCGUGGCGCCUCUGCCUUGCUUGUGCAGCGAUCAAUCUCGUCACAGAAUCAAGAAAAAAUAAGCGAACGGCAAUGGCAAGAGGAAUUGAAUGGUUGGUUCGGCAUCUCUUUGGCCAAAUUGCAAUUGAACAUCCUCUCAAUAGCUCAUCCAACACCGUUCCUUUCCAAAGACGGGUUCGUCCCAUUCCCUUCGGAUUCAACCAGUCAUCAACUUUGCCAAAUGAUAAAAUCUCGAGAAGGAGGAUAUACCAACAUCCACUGGUCUGGAUUUAUCGCCACAGUCGUCAUCAUUUUCGUCGCGAUACUUAUUUGCGAAGGCCUCAAGCUCUGGAAAAAGCGUUCUCGUAUUUCCAUUCCGUCACUUCAGCAACAGUCCACGUUGUCGCUCAUGGCUAAUCCUCCGCAACUUGGAAGUAAAAGCAACUUCUCCGUACCUCUGAAUGCCGUUACGGGCCAGCAACAAGGGGCGAGCUCAUCGAUCUCGUUAACUCAAACUGCACCAGUCUCGUCCACAACAUCUGCACAAACCAACUUAGUCUCGUCUCCAUCAACGUCGCCGACAAUGCCGCAGUCAGCCAUUAAUCCGACUGCUUCCCCGGUUCCAACUGCACCUACUACUACGGUCGGUCCUAAUACUAUACAACCAGCAACAGCUUCCACCAGUACUUGA